AUGGACUCAACAGCCAGCAAACACAAACACGUAGUUGUUCACGCUAUACCAGCUGGAUGGGGGCAUAACAAGCCCCUUUGUGCGUUCGUCGUCCGAAUGCUCGAAGAGCAGCCCGAUGUCGUGAUAACUUACCUUACCGCUUCUGCCGUUUAUUCGAAAAUCAUGGACGAGUUCAAGCGAUUGGAGCCAGCUAGAUUCGCAGCUAUCGAACCACGUUUGAACAUAAUGGAUAUUGCUGGACCAGACUUUGAUGUCAUGAAACCUCUGCUCACCUUCGCGCCCAGUCUGGCAGCACUGUGCUCCUCAGGCUCCGUAACUUGUCUCACCACAAAGAAAGUUAUCAAUGGCCUUCCCCCUCCGACCUUGGCUAUCAUAGACCCAUUUGCCGCGUAUGCGUUUGAAUCGAUUCGACCGAUCGCCGGAGACAGUAUCCGUAUCCUUGCGUGGUGGACCGCGACUGCGGGAUCCUUAUAUCGAAUUUUAGGACCUGCCCACCUUGGCGGUGUUGCAGAUCCAACGCUGGAAACUGUUGAAGGGCGUGCGGCUAUGAAGAAAAAGCUACUUGAAAGGGAACAGAUUGGGUGGCACGAUUGCGUUGGAAAUGUUGUGAACAUCGCUGGUAUCGAACCUUCUUACGACUACGAAUGGUUCCCUCAAAAGACUCCAAUUCUACCUAUUGCUGCCUUUUUAGAGAAGAUCGGCUCGAUUUAUAUCCGUGAGGCUGACGGACUUAUAUGUGUUUCUGCAAAUGCUUUUGAGCCAGAAGGUGUGGCGGCACUUAAAGCGUGGUAUACUUCAAUGAGCAAGGAUUGCUACGCCGUUGGACCCUUGUCAAUCCAUGAUACAGGGAACCAAAGCUCAAAAUCCGUUCAAACAGAAAACGAUACAAAUGUUCUAGUGAAUGUUUUCUUAGACAGGAUUCAAGAAGAAUUUGGUGACAAGUCGCUUAUCUAUGUGUCUUUCGGUACUGUUUUUUGGCCUGAGGAUAGCGAACGCGUUUGGGCUGUGAUUGAUGGUCUCAUUGAAAAACGGCAACCGUUCCUGUUCUCUCAUCCAUCCCCUUUCCAGAAAUUUCCGGAUGAGAUGAAAAAGAAAAUAGAGGCCAGCGGAAUUGCGAUGGAGCUUCGGUGGUCACCUCAAGAGUUAAUCCUCAAACAUCCAGUUACUGGUUGGUUCAUUACACAUGGCGGAUGGAAUAGCAUGACAGAAGCGUUUAUACACCGCGUCCCUCUGAUCCAUUGGCCGUUCCACGCAGACCAACCUUACAACGCCAUGCGCAUGUUGACCCUGAAGGCAGGCUUUGAGCUUGUUGAAGUACGGACCGGACCUGUCGGAGCGCGAAUCCCUUACAAGUGCAAGGAACUUCCCGCUUUUACGCCAGAGUCAGCCAAGGCCGAGAUCAUGAGCAUCGUUGAGAAGUUGAAACAAGAGGAAGGAUUUGUAGUCAGAAAGAACUUUGAAGCCGUUGCAAACGCGAUAAGCAAGGCUUGGGAUGUGCCCGACGGGCAGUCAAGAAAGGAUUUUCUAGCGAUGCUGAAGAAAUUUGCAUGA
This is a messenger RNA of Lentinula edodes (shiitake mushroom), 1551 nucleotides long. RefSeq lists its product as uncharacterized. The transcript has 8 exons. Gene Ontology annotation, molecular function: UDP-glycosyltransferase activity. Bases 1 to 1551 code for a protein of 516 amino acids. Lineage: Eukaryota; Fungi; Basidiomycota; Agaricomycetes; Agaricales; Omphalotaceae. The record is from RefSeq and is a predicted model, not a curated record.